AUGUUAAAUCCACUGCAAGCAAAACUUUGGGAUACUGUGGAUGAUAACAGACUAAUAAAGGAGAAAACUAAAGUUGAAUGUACCUUGAAAGAUAAAACAGAAAAUGAAAAUCAUAAUAUGAGAGUAGCUAUAUUGAAUACAUGCUCAGAUAAAUCUAGUGAAAUUAAAACAACAAUUGUAAUUCACAAUCCUCCUGGCGGGAAAUCUUCACUUACUCUAGGCUAA
Cryptosporidium muris RN66 is the source of this 225-nucleotide messenger RNA. RefSeq lists its product as uncharacterized. Lineage: Eukaryota; Apicomplexa; Conoidasida; Eucoccidiorida; Cryptosporidiidae. The record is from RefSeq and is a predicted model, not a curated record. Bases 1 to 225 code for a protein of 74 amino acids. The transcript is spliced from 2 exons.